Phoenix dactylifera (date palm) is the source of this 2791-nucleotide messenger RNA. RefSeq names its product potassium transporter 7-like. Gene Ontology annotation, molecular function: potassium ion transmembrane transporter activity. Gene Ontology annotation, cellular component: plant-type vacuole; vacuolar membrane. Lineage: Eukaryota; Viridiplantae; Streptophyta; Magnoliopsida; Arecales; Arecaceae. Gene Ontology annotation, biological process: potassium ion transmembrane transport. The record is from RefSeq and is a predicted model, not a curated record.
AGGGGCUUCCAAAGCACGAACAUUGACGCUGAGUCAAAAACCGGUUAUUCCGAAGCCGCUCGCUGGUCCCGGUGGUUUCCGGUUUUCUUCUGCUUCGCUAUCUAUGGGCUGCCGAGGAAGAUGUCCAUAAAUUUGUACUUUCUCCAUCGGUUGGAUCUCUUGUCGAUCUAAGCGUCGUCGGCUUGCGCCGAUUCCCUUCCAUUGUCCAUCGGCAAUUUCCUGUUUCUUCGACUACGUCGUAAAAAGUUUUAAUUUUAGGUCAAUUCUAGCCGAGUUCUCGAUGGAGGAAAGCUCGAGGAGGGCAAAUGGGUGGUUAGCGAUGAUGGAUUCCUCCGAAUCGAGGUGGGUCUCCCAAGAUGAGGAAGAUUCUAGCGAAGAAGAGGAAGAAGAGGAACGGUUGGUGCGCCGGAGUGUUUUCGAGUCGGAGGAAGAGGACAGCGGGACCCGGAGGUUGAUUAGGACCGCUCCCCGGAUCGAUUCCUUCGAUGUCGAGGCGCUCGAGGUCCCCGGAGCUCAGAGGGAUGAGGUCGAGGAAUUUGACUUGCGCAGGAACUUCAUACUUGCUUUUCAGACUCUUGGUAUUGUGUUUGGGGAUGUUGGGACGAGUCCGUUAUAUACUUUUGAUGUUAUGCUUGAUAAGUCACCAGUUCGUGGGAAGGAGGAUGUUAUUGGGGCGCUGUCUUUAGUUCUAUAUACUUUGAUUCUGAUACCGCUGGUGAAGUAUGUGUUGGUGGUCAUUCGGGGCAAUGACAACGGCGAAGGGGGCACAUUUGCUUUGUAUUCAUUGAUAUGUAGAAAUGCAAAGGUAAGUCUUCUACCAAACCAAUUGCGUUCUGACACGCGCAUAUCAAGUUUCCGCCUCAAGGUUCCAUCACCAGAACUAGAGAGGUCUCUAAAAGUUAAGGAGCAUCUUGAGUCUUCAUGGAUGCUCAAGAAACUGCUUCUUAUUUUGGUGCUUUUUGGCACUUCCAUGGUCAUAGCUGAUGGAGUUGUCACCCCAGCAAUGUCAGUAUUGUCAGCCGUUAGUGGUCUAAAGGUUGGAAUAGCUAGCCUUGAACAAGAUAAAGUGGUGAUGAUUUCAGUUGCAUUUCUUGUAAUCUUGUUCAGUGUACAGAAGUAUGGAACCAGCAAAGUGGGGCUUGCAGUUGGCCCUGCUUUAUUUGUAUGGCUUUGCUCCCUAGGGGGCAUUGGAGUCUACAAUCUUGUAAAAUAUGGUGUAACAGUUUUGAGGGCAUUCAAUCCUGUCCACAUCUAUUAUUAUUUUGAGAGGAAUUUAACUCAGGCUUGGUUAUCUCUUGGUGGUUGUCUCCUGUGUGCAACAGGUUCUGAGGCAAUGUUUGCAGAUCUUUGCUAUUUCUCUGUAGGAUCUGUUCAGCUAACUUUUGUGUUUUUGGUUCUGCCCUGCCUUCUGUUGGGAUACCUUGGCCAAGCUGCAUUCCUUAUGGAAAAUCUAACUACCUCUGAGCAGGUCUUCUUUUCGUCCAUCCCAAGUUGGGCUUUUUGGCCAGUCCUUCUUGUAGCCAACAUUGCUGCAUUGAUUGCAAGUCGGACAAUGACAACAGCGACAUUUUCAUGCGUAAAACAAUCAACAGCGCUUGGUUGUUUUCCUCGUCUCAAAAUUAUUCACACAUCACGGAAGUUCAUGGGUCAGAUAUAUGUUCCGGUCAUAAAUUGGUUUCUGCUGGUCUUCUGCUUGGCAUUUGUUGCCACCUUUGGAAGCAUAACUGACAUUGGCAAUGCAUAUGGCACUGCAGAACUUGGAAUAAUGAUGAUGACAACAAUUCUAGUAACCAUCAUUAUGCUUCUAAUAUGGCAGAUUAACAUCUUCAUUGUGCUUUUCUUUGUCAUAUUCUUUCUGGGGCUGGAAUUAGUUUUCUUCACUUCUGUUUUGGGUAGUGCGGAGGCUGGAAGUUGGGUUUUGUUGAUUUUUGCAGCAAUAUUGUUUAUGAUCAUGUACAUAUGGACUUAUGGGAGCAAGCUAAAGUAUGAAUCCGAAGUUAAACAGAAGCUUUCAAUGGAUCUGAUGAUGGAGUUGGGCUGCAACCUUGGUACCAUUAGAGCCCCUGGUAUUGGCUUAGUUUACAAUGAGUUAGUGAAAGGAAUUCCAGCAAUAUUUGGACACUUUCUGAUCACCCUUCCAGCAAUCCACUCUAUGAUCAUAUUUGUGUGCAUAAAAUAUGUGCCAGUUCCUGUAGUUCCUCAGGGCGAAAGGUUUCUCUUCCGGCGUGUCUGCCCAAAGAGCUAUCACAUGUUCCGUUGCAUCGCUAGGUAUGGCUACAAGGAUGUAAGGAAAGAGCCUCACCAAAUGUUUGAACAGCUACUUCUUGGGAGUCUUGAAAAGUUCAUACGUCGAGAAGACCAAGAACGCUUAUUAGAGAGUGGAGAUAGCGAUUCGGAUGCCGAAGCAGCGGCAUCACGUUCAAGAAUUCUUAUAGCUCCAAAUGGCAGUAUGUAUUCCCUUGAUGUCCCUCUCUUGGCUGCUUAUAACUGCACUGAGAGGCCAAGCCCAGAAGCAAGCACUUCAUCUCAUGAGGCUCGAGAUGAAGCCAUGCCAGAUGCCAGACAGAAUCUUGAGCAGGAGCUUUCAUUGAUAAACAAGGCUGAAGAGUCAGGAGUUGUCUACCUACUUGGGCAUGGUGAUAUUAGGGCCAGAAAGGACUCCUGGUUUCUCAAGAAACUAGUCAUAAAUUACUUCUAUGCAUUCUUGAGAAGGAACAGCAGGAGAGCGAUGACAACAUUGACUGUUCCCCGCACAAAUUUAAUGCAAGUUGGCAUGACCUACAUGGUUUAG